Molecule: messenger RNA, 352 nt
Organism: Polistes dominula (European paper wasp)
Lineage: Eukaryota; Metazoa; Arthropoda; Insecta; Hymenoptera; Vespidae
Product: PCNA-associated factor
Biological process (GO): regulation of cell cycle; translesion synthesis
Cellular component (GO): nucleus
Molecular function (GO): chromatin binding
Source: RefSeq, a predicted model, not a curated record
AUUUAUAUAAAAGAAAUAAAGGAUAUUUUAAAGGAUAUUUAUCAAAUUGAAAUAUAUUAUUUGAAAUAUGGUUCGUACCAAAGCAGAUCGUUUACCUGGAAAAGCUGUUGGUGCUAAAGCACCACAUAAAGUUUCAAGUACAACAGGUACAGCAAAAAAAAGAAGAAAUAAUAAAGCAAGUAGUUAUUCUGGUGGAAAUCCAUAUCAUCCAAGACAAACUCCAGAUUGGCAAAAACCAAUAACAAAUUUUAUGAAUCAAAGUAUUACCAAUAACGAUAAUGUUGCAUCCACAUCACAUGAUAAUGAGAAAGAAAAUAAUGAAAGUGAUAUCUCAAUUGAUGAAAAUGAUUAA